Adineta steineri is the source of this 1194-nucleotide messenger RNA. The record is from the annotation of a GenBank genome assembly. NCBI's taxonomy places the organism in Eukaryota, Metazoa, Rotifera, Eurotatoria, Adinetida, Adinetidae.
AUGGAUGUACUACCGGAAAUAUUGGCCGGCAAUCCAUAUGAAGCCAAGGACGGACCACCAUUUAAUGAUUCAGAAACCUUUGAUAGCUCGAAGAUAUAUACUCCAAAAACAAUCUCCAUGACCAAAGGAACCUAUUAUGGAAAAUAUGCAAUGGUGUCAAAGAGUUCACCUAAAACUCUUCUUGUAGAAUCGAUUCAUAUUACAUAUGAAGCAUCUGAUGGAACAACAUCUAGGAAAUCCGAACAUGGCAGAAGCAACGGUAGCGCAUUAAACAGUACUAAAUGCGAUCCCUUCACUUUGCAUAUUGGCGAAAAAAUUAUCCAAGUUAACGGUGGUAGUGGCUCAAAAAUUGAUUCAUUACAAUUUGUUACGACUGAAAACAGAAAAUUACCUGACUCCAAAUGUGGCGGUAAUGGCGGUGGAGCGUUUAACGAUAGCAAAGAAGGUUAUUAUCUGUCGUUUAUAAGUGGUAAAGCAGGAUCAUCUUUAGAUCGAAUACAGUUCCAUUGGGUUAAAUUUUCAGAAUCUACUAGUAGUUUAUGUUGUGAUAAUGACAACAAUAAUGACACAUCACGUUUGUUAAUUACAUUUGAUUCUGGCAAUGCUUCGUAUUCUGAGAGGAACCCGCGUAACUACAGUUUCAGUACAGGUCAUGAACCUAUACGUCUAACUGAGACUACGAUAGGCGACGGGAAGUUUGGUAUUGUAAAUAAAGUUCCUCAAUAUCUUAGUUUCUCACAAUUGUUUUCGACGAUAUGGCAUACUAGAGCAGAAGACCAUACAGGGAAUGAUUCGAAUGGAUAUAUGCUCAUAAUCAAUGUGAAAGACGAAGAAAACAGUAUACUUUUCAAUUCAACUAUCGAUAAUUUGUGUAUUGGAUUAUUUUAUGAAUUCUCUGCAUAUUUGGCUAAUGUUGUCAAAUUUCCUCUAGAACGUAAACCAAAUGUUCGCUUUGAAGUCCGAGAAAUAACCGAUUCACAAGGUUUACUUGCAAACGUCACCACGGGCUCCAUACAGCAGCAGUUGAACAUGACUUGGGAAAAGCAUAGUUUGUUAUUCAAUGCAUCAGUUAUAUCGGUCACACUAUUAAUGAUUUCCUACGUUAAAGGAGGUCAGGGAAACAGUAUAGCUAUUGACGAUAUUGAAGUCCGUGUUUGCUCAACUAUAUAUUCUGGUGUUUGUCCUACAGGUUAG